Molecule: messenger RNA, 1312 nt
Organism: Mytilus trossulus (common blue mussel)
Lineage: Eukaryota; Metazoa; Mollusca; Bivalvia; Mytilida; Mytilidae
Exons: 4
Coding region: 56-1246 (396 amino acids)
Source: RefSeq, a predicted model, not a curated record
ACAGAAGCCAUUUUACAUUACACAUGCCACUUUUGGUCAUUUUGAAUAAAAGUGAAUGAAAACCGGGACCAUUCAUCACAUGAGAUUUGCCAUCAUGACAACAAGUAGACCAAAGACAGCUGUGAAAAGACCACGUUAUGCCGCUGUUUACUUCCCUGAGGAACAACAGACAAGCAUCAUACCCAGUUGUAAACUUCGUGAUUGGGAGUUAGAAGAUCAACACACUGUUACUGUUGUCUGGGAUGGUGCUGAGUGUCCUGCUAAAAUUAUCAAGUUGUCGGAUGAUCGUGCUGAACUAGAAGAAGCUGAGGACAGAUUUGUCGAGCAGCAUGUUACACCGGCCAAUGAGGAAAUAUCCGACGACGAGAUUAUAGCUGCUACACCCAAUGAGGAUAUAACAAAUGCAAUUAAAGAAAGUGAGUUCAGCCAUUUAAUGAGAUCAAUUGGCAUCAAAACAAACGUAGUUAAAUUGAGUAGAUCAGAUAUUCAUCACGUUGAUAUACCACCAAUGUAUGCAAAAGAAGCCAGCCAUUUAGAAGAACCGCCAGCAUCUGUUAAAUCAUUUGAGUCGCUAUCACCUUCCAAACUGUCUAAUCCGCCAUCACCUGCCAAACCAGCUGAAACUCCAUCGCGAGGUGCGAAGGUCAACCAACGACUACAAGAGAGUGGUCUAAGUCUGAACUUAUCCGAGUUUGACAUCAGCAUGCUUAACCAACAGUUAGACUCAAGUCGAAUUGUUUCCAUUGAAAACACUGUAAGAGACAUUCAUAGUUUAUUGCUCAAAUGGCAGUGUGUUAAACCAAAUGAGGUACCCCCAUCUACCAACAAGGUUAAGACGUCACUUUCAUCUGAUAGUAAAGAGUAUGUAUCCUCUAAGACUACACUUCCGGUAAGCAGCAAUGUUCAAUCGUACUUUCCAUCUACUAGUAACGACCCAUUACCGUUGAUAUGUAACUUUCCAGUAUGUUCGAUGCCUUCAACAAUUCCAGAGUCACCACUGUAUCCAACCAUUCCAGAGUCACCGUUAAGUUCAAAUAUUACUCAAGAAGGUAUAGAAAGGUCAGAGAAAAUAGAAUCGUUUGAUAAGCUGAUGUCUAGAUCAUUUUGUGACACUAUCGGAGAUUUAGUUAGCCUUGACAACAGUACUACUAGACUGGUUUUAUCAGAAAUAGAAAAUGAUCGUCUCGACAACUCUUCAUCACCUCAGUCAAAGUCAUGGAAUGUCUUUUUAAACAAUAAUGUAUAGUGUAAUUUGAUUUUUCUGAAGGAAUGUUUCAACUAUGUACUUUACAUUUAACAUAUAAGCGUAUUA